This is a messenger RNA of Symbiodinium necroappetens, 10866 nucleotides long. The record is from the annotation of a GenBank genome assembly. Lineage: Eukaryota; Dinophyceae; Suessiales; Symbiodiniaceae.
AUGCUGUUUGCGCGUUAUCAGGUGCGCAUUCUUAAUCUGAUUGGCCGUUAUGUCAGAGACGCCGAUGAAGUCAGAGAUGUCGCCCAGGAAGCCUUUAUCAAGGCCUAUCGAGCCAUUCCAAGGUUUCGUGGCGACAGUCAGUUCUAUACCUGGCUCUAUCGUAUAGCCAUCAAUACCGCAAAAAAUCACCUGGUAUCUCGCAGCCGUCGGCCGCCAAGCAGUGAUGUUGAUAUUGAAGAUGCUGAUUAUCGCGAUGAUGCGGAUAUGUUGCGUGACAGCGAGGAUCCGGAAUCCGCGCUAGCCCGGGAUCAGCUGCAAUCAACCAUUCAUGACGCGCUUUCCCAGCUGCCGGAUGAUCUGCGCAGCGCGUUAACUUUGCGCGAAUUUGACGGUCUCAGUUACGAACAGAUCGCGGAAAUCCUUGAGUGUCCGGUGGGGACCGUACGCAGUCGCAUAUUUCGUGCGCGGGAAUUUGUUGAUCAACGCAUCAGGACGGUAGGAAUAGGUAUUGGUGAUGACGGAACAACUACGAGAGAUGAGAGUCUGCGCGAACAAUGGUAUCGCUUUGCGCUGGUCCGCGACGUGAUGCGCGAAGAUAUGCAGCAUUACCAGCCGGGUCUGCGUGAAUCGAUCUGGGAAGCGAUGAACGCAACCGAAGAUCAAAAUGAAGAUGUUACUCAACCGCUGCGCGAUGUGUCCGUCGAUAAGCAGAAAAAUCAGCGUUCACCCUGGAUAGGGCGGCUCACGGGUACUGCAGUUGCCGCAGUGGUUGCCGUUCUGGUGAUGAUUAACGGCGGCGUUUUUGACAGCGAAAUUGAACCCGUCGCAGCCGACUAUGCGGGCGUUCAACCGGCUCUGAGUAGCGGUGAUCUGGCGCCGGUUAUGUACCAGCAGGCCACACCGGUAGAUCAGCAGCGACAACAGGCGCUGAUGUUGCAUCACAUACAGCAACGUAUCGGCGGAAACCAACAACGGUCUGAGCCCCUCCCAGCAAUGAUGAACGUCUCCCGUGUUCUGCUGCUGGCUGUUUUUGUUUUUCUGGCGCCGGGCAUUGCGGCUGCGCAAAGUGUUGCGCAGAUGCUGCAGGACAUGAACGCUGCGUUUACUAAUCACAGUUACGAUGGCGUAUUCAGCUAUUACACCGGUGGUGAGCUGGCCAGUCUGCGGGUAGUACACAAACAGGUAGAUGGCGUGCAGCGUGAGCGUCUUGUCCAUCUGAACGGGGCGCCGCGAGAAAUUAUCCGCAAAGGUGAAGUGGUGUCCUGCAUUGUGAUGCCGGGUGAUGAUCUGAUUGCGCUGGAAAAAAGCAUUCCGGCUGGACCGUUUGCACGUGCGUUUGUGCGGCAAUUUGACCAGAUCUCUGACACCUACAGCGUCGGCACUUUUGGCGAAGGUCGGGCGGCUGGCCGUACCGCGGUGCGGGUCGCAAUCAGCCCUAAAGAUCAGGAUCGCUAUGGAUAUCGGAUCUGGAUCGACAAAGAAACCUCACUGUUGUUGCGUUCGGAGCUGAUCGAUCAUCACGGGCAGAAACUUGAAAUUUUCAUGUUUAACCAGCUCCUGGUGGGUGACGAUGUGAAAGAUGCCGCGCUGGAGCCUGAAGGUGUCAGUGGCGGUAUGGUCAGUCACCUGACCCUGCAGGCUGCGGAUGAACCCUGGCAGCCACCAGCGGCCACGGGCAGUGCUGAUCCCAUGCCUUCAGCGUGGAGUACCCACUGGUUACCUGUGGGUUUUGCCAUGACCGAUUCCCACAUGCGUCACAAACCGGCCUCUGGCAGUCAGGUCAGCAGCCUGAUGUACAGCGACGGUCUGGCGGCAUUUUCAAUAUACGUAGAGCCGAUGCCUAAAGACGGCGCGGCCAGUAUGGUCUCGCAGAACGGCGCAACCGUUGCUGUUACCCAUCAGAUCAAGGAGCAGGGCCAGUAUUUCCUAGUCACACUGGUGGGUGAAAUACCGGUUGUACGCAAACGUUUGAAGCGGUUGAGCAGGGCUGUUCUGGUUGUCAGCAGAGUUGCGCGGGUAGAUGGUUUGCACCGCGCGCUGCGGCGACGGGCGGUCCGGGACAGCACGGUGCAAAACUUAUUCCGCUGCUGCGGGUCAAAGUUUAUGCCAGCUCCGGCGCAGAAAAAGAAAUAUCCUGAACUGCCAGAUUUCACGGAAUUGGUAGAACGCAAUGCGCCGGCAGUGGUCAACAUCAGCACUGUAGGGGAACCGCGCAGUCAACGCCGCGGCCAACCGCGCAGUGAGGAGCUGGAAGAAUUUUUCCGCUUUUUCGGGCCACCAGGCUCAAGACCUGGCGUGCCUAAUAUGCGUCCUUCAACGUCUUUGGGCAGUGGUUUUAUCAUCAGCAAAGACGGCUAUAUUCUGACCAACAAUCACGUUGUCGACGGGGCCUCAGAAAUUAUUGUGCGCUUAAGUGACCGCCGUGAGCUGGUCGCGGAACUGGUCGGCGGAGAUGUGCGAGCAGAUUUAGCGGUACUUAAGGUCACCACAGAUGAAGAUCUCCCGGUGGUUAAGCUGGGUGAGUCUGAAAAACUCAAAGUGGGUGAGUGGGUGCUGGCCAUCGGUUCUCCAUUUGGUUUUGAUUAUUCAGUCACCGCCGGCAUUGUCAGUGCAAAAGGGCGCAGCCUGCCUACUGCUCAGAACGAAAACUAUGUGCCAUAUAUUCAAACGGAUGUGGCCAUCAAUCCGGGUAAUUCAGGCGGACCGCUGUUUAAUCUGGAUGGCGAUGUGAUCGGCAUUAACUCCCAGAUCUAUUCAAACUCCGGUGGCUUCAUGGGUGUGUCGUUUGCGAUCCCCAUCGAUAUAGCCAUGGAUGUGGCGGACCAGUUGAAAGAAGAUGGUCGAGUCUCGCGCGGCUGGCUCGGGGUAAUGAUUCAGGAAGUUAGUCGUGACCUGGCUGAAAGCUUUGGUCUGGAUCGCCCGCAUGGCGCAUUGAUAUCAAAGGUGUUCGAUGAUACCCCCGCAGCUGCCGGUGGCUUGCGCGCCGGUGACAUCAUUACAAAAUUCAACGGCCGUUCGAUUGAACGUUCCGCCGAGUUGCCACACUUUGUCGGCCGCGUCCGCGCCGGCGCCAUGGCUGAUGUGGAACUGGUCCGAGACGGCAAAAAAAUGUCGUUGGAGCUGAAGGUCGGAGAAUUGGCCGAUCUUGGGGAAGAUGGCAGCCGACCGGUGGUUGGCCAGUCGGGUGGUGGACGCUUAGGUCUUGUUGUUGCCGGGCUGACCGAUGAGGAAAUGGAGCGCCUUGAUGUCAGAGACGGCGUCCGUGUCGUCGAAGUGUCUGGUGCAUCAGCAGAUGCAGGUAUUCGCCCGGGCGAUAUCGUAGCCAGGCUCAAUCAUCAGGCAAUCAGCAGCCCGAGUCAGCUGGAAAGAAUUGCAGAGUCAUUGACCGCGGGUCGGACGGUACCCGUUCUGGUUCUGCGCCACGGACCAUUUGUGCCGGACAUCGAGCAUAUUCGUAACUUUUCGAUCAUCGCCCAUAUCGAUCAUGGGAAGUCGACCCUGGCCGAUCGUUUUAUUCAAACCUGUGGCGGCCUGGCCGAACGAGAAAUGGCUGAGCAGGUACUCGACUCCAUGGAUAUCGAACGUGAGCGUGGUAUCACCAUUAAGUCUCAGUGCGUCACCCUGCGGUAUGAACACCCGGAUGGCGGGCACUACCAGCUUAACUUCAUUGAUACUCCCGGCCAUGUUGAUUUCAGCUAUGAGGUGUCCCGUUCACUGUCUGCCUGUGAAGGCGCGCUGUUGGUGGUGGAUGCCGCUCAGGGUGUCGAAGCGCAAUCCGUUGCCAACUGUUAUACGGCGAUUGAACAGGGGCUUGAAGUGUUGCCGGUGUUAAACAAAAUUGAUCUGCCUCAAGCUGAGCCUGAGCGGGUGGCUGCCGAAAUCGAAGAUAUCAUUGGUCUGGAUGUCAGCGACAUCCAGACCGUCAGUGCUAAGACCGGCGCAGGUGUUGAUGAGUUGCUGCGUUACCUGGUAGAUAAUAUUCCGCCACCAGAAGGUGACCCGGAAGCUGAUCUGCAGGCAUUGAUCAUUGAUUCCUGGUUCGAUAACUAUCUUGGUGUGGUGUCUCUUGUCAGGGUAAAGCAGGGUCGAUUGGACAAAGGCUCGCGGAUUAUUGUGAAAUCCACCGGCAAAACCCACGUGGUUGAUGACGUCGGUCGCUUCACUCCGAAACGUACCCCGGAUAAGUCUCUUUCUGCAGGCGAAGUCGGCUACGUGGUCGCAGGUAUAAAGGAAAUUCAGGGCGCGCCCGUAGGUGAUACUCUGGUGUCGGCAAAAGCACCCGAUGUACCGCAGCUGCCGGGCUUUACCCGGGUUAAACCCCAGGUGUUUGCCGGCUUGUUUCCGGUUAAUUCUGAAGAUUUUGAGUCGUUUCGCGAAGCGCUGGAAAAGCUGGUGCUUAAUGAUGCGUCACUGUUUUAUGAACCUGAAUCAUCUGACGCCCUUGGUUUUGGUUUCCGCUGUGGUUUUCUUGGCAUGCUGCACAUGGAAAUUGUGCAGGAACGGCUUGAACGAGAAUACAAUCUCGAUUUGAUCACAUCUGCACCGACUGUCGUGUACGAAGUUGAAAAGGGGGAUGGCACAGUUGUGCAGAUCGACAACCCUUCGCGGAUACCGCCAAAUUUCAAAGAAAUGCGUGAGCCCAUAGCUGACGUGAAUAUUCUGGUGCCCCAGGAGUAUGUUGGCAAUGUCAUGACACUUUGCGUAGAACGGCGCGGCGUGCAGAAAAAUAUGAAUUUUUCCCAAGGCCAGGUGGCUAUGCAUUGGGAAAUGCCGAUGAACGAAGUGGUCAUGGAUUUUUUCGAUCGCUUGAAAUCGGUCAGCCGUGGAUUUGCAUCGUUAGAUUACGGCUUCCUGCGGUUCGAGACAGCCAAUCUUGUUAAGUUGGAUAUUCUCAUUAAUGGCGACAAAGUUGAUGCGUUAGCCAGUAUUGUGCAUCGUGAUCAAUCCCAGGCUCGUGGUCGCGCACUGGCUGAAAAAAUGAAAGAACUGAUUCCCCGGCAAAUGUUUGAUGUGGCUGUCCAGGCGGCUAUUGGAGGACAGAUCGUGGCACGGCAGACAGUUAAAGCUUUACGUAAAAACGUCACAGCCAAGUGUUACGGUGGUGAUAUUACGCGCAAGAAGAAAUUGCUGGAGAAGCAGAAAGAAGGCAAGAAGCGCAUGAAGCAGAUUGGUCGUGUGGAAAUCCCACAGGUAGGCGACUUCAUUUUAGUCAACAAAUAUGCCUAUGGCCUGCGUUUGCCGGUGUUUGGUACCAAGAUUCUUGAUGUGGGUGAUCCUCAAAGAGGCGAUAUCAUGGUGUUUGUGCCACCCCAUGACUCACGCUAUUUCAUAAAAAGAGUCAUCGGCUUACCAGGAGACGUGGUCAGGUACGACAAUAAAGUGCUGUAUGUGAACGGCGAGCGUUUGGGAUACGAACUGGUUGGCGAAGUGCAGGACAGAAACUACGCUACAAUAGUCCGUGAAUUUAUCGAGACCAUUGACGGACGCGGUCAUCGAAUUUUCAAGAAUGGCGGUUAUGAAGAACCUCAGGAGUGGCAAAUUCCACCUGAUCGAUACCUCAUGUUCGGUGAUAACCGUGAUAUGAGCCAGGAUUCCCGUUUCUGGGGUUUGGCCAAAGAAGACAGUAUUGUUGGCAAAGCAGUUGCUAUCUGGCUACAUAAAGAGCCGGGCUUUACGUUGCCAACAUUUGACCGCAAUCAGUGGUUCGAUAAAGGAUCGUCCCUUGCGGAGAUCGCCAAACAGAUCAAUAUUGCUGCCUGUUUGCGUCUGGGUACCGGCGAGCGCAAGAGCGGCGGACGACAACGAAACUCUAUUCUUGCAGAUGCACUGGAAGCGGUUAUUGGUGCAAUUCAUGAAGAUGCAGGUCGUGAUAAUGAAGGCGGUGGUAUAGGCAGGUAUCAGGCGAUUUACAUGGAUACGCCAGGUAUCCAUCGAAACACGGAAAAGGCCCUUAAUCGGUAUAUGGUUGCCAACGCAACGGCGGCACUGCGUGAUGUUGAUCUGCGUGUCAUGCUGAUCGAGGCGGGUAAGUGGACAGACGAAGAUGCGCAUGUGCUGGAAAUGCUGCGCCAUGCAGAUGCUGUCAAUAUUGCUGUGAUCAGUAAAGUUGAUCUGCUCGACAAUAAAAACCUGCUUCUGCCGGAAAUUGAGCGGAUCAAUGCCUUUGGAGUAUUCAGCGAAAUUAUUCCGCUCAGUGCGCUACGCAAUGAAGGCGUUGAGCAUUUCAGAGAGCAGGUUUUUUCACGCCUUCCCCCCGGCCCACAUUUAUUUUCUGCUGAUGAAAUUACCGACCAGACCGAAAGACGUCUGGUGGAAGAAAUAGUCCGGGAAAAACUGAUGCGCCAGUUGGGUGACGAAAUACCUCACAGUGCAGCGGUUGUGGUGGAGCGUUUUGUCAGUACGGAGAAGAUCACCGAAAUUCAUGCAGACAUUUAUGUUGAGCGUGAUGGCCAGAAGGCCAUAGUGAUUGGCAAACAGGGUGCACGUUUGAAGUUGAUUGGUCAGGAAGCGCGCAAGGACAUCGAGCGCAUGCUGGACAGCAAAGUCAUGCUGCCUUAUCAGGAAACCAGCGGUAUGGUGCAGUUUUUUACCCGCGAGCAAGGCCGGCUGGUGGGUGUCAAGAAAGGUAUGCGGCGCGGCCGCAAUCCAGUAUCCAUUCAACCUUUUACUUACGGACGUUUAUCCUACGUUGGCCGUUCGAAUCUGGUGACUAUUACACAAUACGACGCGGUGGGACGUUAUGACCUGCACGGGGAUAAUCUCAGCGCCGGUUUCUAUGUUUUAGAGCUGCUCACCCGAUGCCUUUCUGAGCGCCAAGCAGAGCCUGAACUGUUUGCUGCAGCGACUACCGUUUUAGACGCUCUGCAGUCCGCAGCUGCUUUGGCGCCGACAUUGCGCAGGUUUGAGGCUGUGCUGCUCAGUGAACUGGGCUACGGCAUCGACUAUAUGCAUGAAGCGGGUGAAGGUCGGGCGAUUGUUGCGGAUGGACGUUACCGUUGGGUGGCAGGACAGGGUUUUCAGCGCAUUGAAACACACGCAAUAGGCGCCGUUGAUGAUUUGCCGGGUUGGGUCCUGCACGCGCUCAGCAAGCAGGAUUACAGCCGGCCGGAAACGCUGCGUGGCGCAAAACACCUUUAUCAGAAAGCCUUGGCACCUAUGCUGGGCUCCGCGCCAUUGAUCAGUCGCGAGAUGGUUCGCGUUGGGCGUCUUACCUUAGAGGGCCUUGGUGAGACGGUUAUUCCUAACAAUGAAGGUGCGCCGCCCAGAACCGUGCUGAUGCGUAACGCUCUGCCUGGCGAAACUGUAACCGUACGGGUGCUGAAGCGCCGCAAGGGUAUCUGGUACGCGGAGUCAGCCACUGCUGGCGAGCCAGCCAGUCCUAUGCGCAGCAAGUCUGCCUGUGAACAUUUUCCAAGAUGUGGUGGUUGCAGCCUGCACCAUAUGCAGGAGCAAGAUGCCCUGCAGCUGAAACAAUCGCAAUUGCAGCAGGCCCUGGCAGAACACAAUAUUAAACCUGAGCGCUGGCAGAAACCGGUGCGUAUAAAUCGCGUAGGCUAUCGGCGCAAAGCUCGUCUUGGCGUACGUUGUGUGGGUGAACACGUUUUUGUGGGCUUCCGCGAAUCUUUCAGUAAUCGGGUAGCGCGUUUAGAUAACUGCCCGGUGCUGACAACCCAGUUGUCCGCAUUGAUUACGCCGUUACGCAGCCUGAUUGCGCAACUCAGCGUAGCAACAAAAAUUCCGCAGAUUGAAUUUGCGCAAGGUGAUGGCCCGGCCGUGCUGAUGGUCCGACAUCUAGUGCCGCUGUCCGUCGAAGACUUAUUACUAUGGCGGAAUUUUGAGCAACAGCAUGCCGUGACUGUUCUAUUGCAAGGCGGCGGUUACGAAACUUUACAGACACUUGAUGGGCAGCCCCCGGAACGUCUGGGCUAUCAACUGCCCAACUGGGGCCUGCAUAUGCAGUUCAUGCCGCAACAGUUCACUCAGGUGAAUCUUGAAAUGAAUCAGGUGCUGAUACGUUAUGUGCUGGCCCUGUUAGGUGAUCUUAAAGGUCGGAAGGUUGCAGAUUUAUUCUGUGGGGUAGGUAACUUUACCCUGCCGCUGGCCCGUCAGGGCGCGCAGGUCUGGGGUUAUGAAGUGGCCGCGGAUGCAGUGUUUAUGGCUCAGGCAAACGCACAGCGUAAUGGGCUUGCUGAGCAGGUAAAUUUUGCCGCCCUGGAUUUGUAUACAGAUACUGAGGCCGCGGCGCUGCCCGUGAAGGUUGAUGCGUUAGUCCUGGAUCCGCCGCGCAGCGGCGCGGGGCCAAAUCUGCCUCGCUGGCUGGCAGAUUUUCAAGGUGACAAGGUCGUUUAUGUCUCCUGCAACCCCAAGACAUUUGCGGCUGAUGCUGUGCAUCUGCAGGUACAGGGGAGUCUGCAGAUGGUUAAAGUUCGAAAGUCGCUGCCGCGUACGCCGCAGGGAGAGGUAAAUAUACCUUUAUGGGUUGAUCAAUUGUGUGAUGCCCACGAACAGCUCUCUUUCGAUGCAAUUGAAGAGACCGUCACGUGGUUGGCUCGACAUCAACCUGACCAACUGGUUAUGGCGCUUGAAUUGGCGGAACUGGUGGCGCAGUUAAAUAUGGACCAGCCGUCGGUACAAGCGGGCCUUGUUUACCGCUCGAUACGCGAAGGACGGAUAUCUGAACAGCAGGCAGAGUCUCUGUGUGGUGCGGAAGCCUGCCGUAUCGCCGUAGCGGUUGCCCAGAUGGCGACCACCAGCCUGUUGGAAAUGUCCAAUUCGCCAUUGCAGGAAAAAGAGCAGCAGGAUCAGGUCGAAAACAUUAAACGGAUGCUUGUCUCCCUUAUUGAUGACGCCCGUGUAGCCGUAGUGAAACUGGCGGAACGGGUGGCAGCACUGCGCCGGGCAAAAACCUAUGAACCAGAAAGACGACAGCGGGUAGCGCAGGAAGCAAGUCGAGUAUUUGCUCCGCUGGCAGGCCGGUUGGGUAUCUGGCAGCUGAAAUGGGAGCUGGAAGACCUGUCGCUACGCUACACCCAGGAAGACGUCUACCUGGACAUCGCCCGGCAGCUGAAAGGCAAACGUGCUGAGCGGGAAGUGCAGGUUGAACACAUGAUUGACCAGGUUCGUGGAUUAUUGCGCGGCCAUGGCAUUGACGCCGUGGUUUAUGGGCGUGCCAAACACAUCUACAGCAUCUGGCGCAAAAUACAGAGUAAAAACGUAAGCUUUGACCAGGUUUACGACGUGCGUGCUGUCCGCAUAGUGGUGAAUACCCUUGCUGAGUGUUACGCCGCGCUAGGCGUCAUACAUACAACCUGGCGACAUCUGCCAAGUGAAUUUGAUGAUUAUAUCGCUAACCCGAAAGAGAAUGGUUACCAGAGUAUUCAUACGGCAGUCACGGCAUCAGAUGGCCGCGUCCUGGAAAUCCAGAUACGCACAGCAGCAAUGCAUGAAGAUGCUGAACUUGGCGUCUGUGCACACUGGUCUUACAAGGAUGGCCGUCCUGAAGACGGAAGUUAUGCCGCUAAAAUGGAUUGGUUGCGUCAGGUCAUGGAGUGGCAUGAGGAUCUGGCGGGCACAGAAUCUAUCAGCACACUAUUGCAGCAUCGUAUCAGUCAGAGUCGAAUUUUUGUCUCAACCCCCAAAGGUCAUGUUUUAGAGCUACCGCCGGACGCAACAAUUCUGGACUUUGCUUACAGGGUGCAUACGGAUAUCGGGCAUACGUGUACAGGGGGGCGCGUCAAUGGUGUGCUCGCUCCCUUAAGUCGACAGCUGGAAACUGGCCAGCAGGUUGAGGUUAUCACCUCGGAGAACGCAAAACCGCAACGAGACUGGCUUGAGGAGAGUUUAAGUUUCGUCAAUUCUGACCGGGCCAGAGCAAAGCUGGUUGCUUACUUUCGCCACCUGCCGGCGGCGGAACAGCAGAGGGUAGGAAAGCAGUCGGUGAGUACAAAGCUGGCAGCGCUUGGUCUGGCAGACCUGUCUCCGCCACAGCUGCAGGCCUUGGCGGAACGGAACGGGUUUAGGCAGGUUGCCGAGCUUUGGCAGGCGGUGGGCUCCGGCGAAUUAUCAGCAAUACAUGUUAUUGUGGCGUUAGCCGACGAGGCGUCCAUUCACAGCCAGCGAGAUCUGCCGGGUAUCCCAACCGAAUCCUAUCCUUACGAUGCCAGGUUUCGCCUCAGCGCAGAUAAUCGAGAUGGCUUGUUGCACGAUAUCACUCAGGUUAUCGGUGAUAUGGGUAUGGCAUUAACAGGAAAGGGCACCCAGGCACAAUUUAUUAAAGAGCGCCUGGGUAUUCCACAGAUAUCCACUGGCGAUAUGCUGCGUGCAGCAGUUUCAUCAGGCAGUGCCCUGGGAGAACGGGUCAAAGCAGUGAUGGAUUCUGGUGCGCUGGUAUCAGACGAAAUCAUCAUCGAUCUGGUAAAAGACCGUAUUACGCACGACGAUUGCGCCAACGGCUUCCUGUUCGACGGCUUCCCGCGCACCAUUCCCCAGGCUCAGGCUAUGACAUCUGCGGGUGUAGAAAUUGAUGCGGUGGUCGAAAUUCAGGUGCCUGAUGAAGAGCUUGUGCGGCGAAUUACAGGCCGGCGGGUGCAUCCUGGCUCAGGUCGGGUUUACCAUGUGAUCUACAAUCCGCCAAAGGUUGAUGGCCUGGACGACGAUACCGGUGAAGCGCUGGUACAGCGUGAAGACGACACUGAAGAAACCGUGAGACAGCGUUUAUCGGUGUACAAAGAGCAGACCGAACCCCUGGUUGAGUUUUACCAUGCGAUGGAAGCUCAGGGCCUGCGCUACAUUUCCGUCGACGGACAAGGUGAAGUCGCCCUGAUCCAGGCCUCGAUAGCAGCGGCACUGGACAGCACCCAGAACUGA